GCAUCCUUCAAGGUCAGGGUGACACAGAUUCGAGAACGCCAGAUGCUCAAGGAGUCCGAGACGAACGGGGAAUGGCUCACGGAGGAAAAAAUGAACAAAUCGGGUGAAUACAGCAAGCAGACCAUCAAGUCGAUCAUUGCAUUCUGUGAGCGAUUUCCACAGAUCUUGACGAAAUGGAAGUACGACAACAGUGUAACGGAGUACUUCGUUGAGAUUUCGACAAAACAGACCAUCAAGCACAGCGAGCUGCUGAAACGCAUCGAGAACAUGGAUCUUGGAGAUGCCCAGCUGCAUUGGGACGGCGAACAAAAUCCUGGCGACAUGCCGAUGUCCCUGGAUGCACCUGCUAUGGUGGACGAAAGCAAAGCACAGCCGAAGCCAGAGCAGGUGGGAGACAAGACUCUGCCCGACCUUGUGAAGCUGAUGGAUUCCGUGCAUGGCCACAUGGCUUCGAUCGCCAAGCUGCAGAAAACGAUUUCCGAUUCCGAAGAUGGUCCUAAAUGCCCCCGGCCAAAGCGUCUGAUGAAAGACCUGGACCGCAUCGAUAAAUCCUUUCAAGAUGCCUUCAAUGAGCUGGCGAAAGUGAAGGCCGAGCUAAUGAUUUGCGAAUCGGAAACGAUGUGCCUGCAGAAGGUGAUCAGUGCCAAGGACACCAUCAAGAAGCCGUUGGUGCUCCUGGAGCUGAAGAAGAGUCUCAAGCGACCGAGCGAUCACCAGCAAGCGGAGCCCAAGAAAAAUCCACGCAAGAAGAAGUGA
Molecule: messenger RNA, 756 nt
Organism: Symbiodinium sp. CCMP2592
Lineage: Eukaryota; Dinophyceae; Suessiales; Symbiodiniaceae
Source: the annotation of a GenBank genome assembly